Molecule: messenger RNA, 2157 nt
Organism: Megalops cyprinoides (Indo-Pacific tarpon)
Lineage: Eukaryota; Metazoa; Chordata; Actinopteri; Elopiformes; Megalopidae
Product: ephrin-A1-like
Exons: 5
Coding region: 188-835 (215 amino acids)
Biological process (GO): axon guidance; ephrin receptor signaling pathway
Cellular component (GO): plasma membrane
Molecular function (GO): ephrin receptor binding
Source: RefSeq, a predicted model, not a curated record
UUGACGGAGCCCGGACGAUCGUAAAUCUGCGCGCAUAGUAUUGUUUACUAUUAAAUUCUAUUUAAAACUUCCGCAGUCCUGCUGACAUAAACUGGUAGUUGCAAAGUAGUAUAGGUCUUGUACAGGCGCAUAGUACAGAUUUGUUUGCUUUGUCGUGCAAGUUUCUCACUCGCUGCUCGAAUCGACAAUGGAUUUGGUCUGGUUGGUGUGCGUCGCUGUGAGUGUCUGCACUUGUUUUGCGUCUGCGGAGAGGCACAGCGUCUACUGGAAUAGCACGAACCCUAAGUUCCUCUGGGACGAGUACACGGUAGAGGUCUGCCUCAAUGACUACCUGGACAUCGUGUGCCCGCACUACCCGCUGGGCGAGGUGCCGUCCCAGGAGGCCGAGCGGUACGUGCUGUACAUGGUGGAGCGGGAGGACUACGAGGCGUGCCGGCCGCAGUCCUAUGAGCAGAUGCGCUGGGAGUGCUCGCACCCCUUCGCCGCCCACGCCCCUGAGAAGUUCUCUGAGAAGUUCCAGCGCUUCACCCCCUUCACCCUGGGCAAGGAGUUCCGCCGGGGCGAGAGCUACUACUAUAUUUCCAAGCCUGUCCACCAUCAUGGGAAGGAGUGUCUGAGACUGCGGGUGGAUGUCGUUGGCCCCAAAGGUUCCCAGGAGGCCAAAGUGGCUGGAGGAGUAGUGCACAGCCCAUCCAACAGUCUUCCAGCAGACGAUCCUGUCGUGAUCGUACCCGAAGUCCAGCGAAGUGUAGGAGCAAGUUCAGGAGUGAAGGCCGCGUCCAUCACCCUCCUCUUGACACUGAUCCCAGUCUUAAUAUCGCUUCUACUGCAUUGAUAUUGUGAAGGAACUACAAAUCCCAGACACUUCACACAGGAAGUGGACUACAUUGACGGUGGUCUGUGGGGACCCAGAGACACAAUGAGUUUUCUCAAAGCCCAAUGCUGGUCAUUGGAAGAGGAAAACCUUUAUUGUAUUAAUAUGGACAAACACUACUGCUUUGAGUGUUGAGUGUGGCGUUUAGUGUGCAUGUAGGAGGGAAUGAAAUAAUGGAGUUGAACGGAAUGUUUACGGAGGACGUCAGUAUUUUCUGGAAGGAUUUUUCUACCCUGCUUGUUUUUAUUAAUUCCUUCCUUUUAUCCCUGUUUUUUAUCCUUUUUGCAAGGCUGUUUCUUUUUGCAAAAAGUACCGUGUGUGGUGAAGAGGAAAACAAGAACUGGACAAUCAUGAAAGCAAGACAAAGAACAAUCAAGAGAGAGGGACGUUGACAAGACUCGCAUUUGAAAUAAUGCAUUUACGUAUAAGACCUUUAAAGUUAACAAUCCUCUGUACCCUGAUGAGCCAAAGAAUACAGUAAUCAUCUCACCAAUAUGUGUAACUUUACAAUGCUGUAUACUGUAUAGUGUGUACAUAUGUAUAUAUAAUGACACUCAACUUCAGUUUUUAAUCUCCAGAUGUAGCAACCAGUUAAGGGUGGGGUGUUUUUCCAAGUGCUCCUGUACAAACUUAACUGAGAACAUUAACAGUACUGACCAUUUGCAGAACAGUAGCAGCAUACAGAGUAAAGCUGUAUAUAUAUAUAUAUUUUGCAUUGACAUACAAUAAUGCAGAUGACACAGACGUGCAUAGACAUAGUACAGAACUGACUGUAUAAAACAGGCACUGGGCAGUACAGACAUACACAUUGUUUGUGAAGCUAAUUUAUGAAGUUCACAUGAUUUGUAAGUGUUUUUGUUCUGUUUCGUUUUGUUAUACCUGUUGAGCAAAUGGAAGUGUUUAUUGUGCGUGGGUGACAAGGGGAGCGGAUGGGACGGGUAUAAGUGAGAGUGUAUGAGAUAAAAAAAAAAACAACUUCUGCCAAAAAAAAAAGUUUGAAAUUUAAGUGAAUGGAAGCUGGACUUCCCUAAUGUUGCACCUCACACUCCAAACAGAACCCUUCACAACAGGAACACAUCUGCACACAGCGACCCCUGCAAAGCAUAGAUACACAAGCAUACAACCACACAACCAAACAGCACGUACGAUGCACACAGGCGCCUGAAAGUGACAAUACGGCACCAAAUAACACUGACGAUUGCACAAACACUCAGCUGAAGGAUGGAGGGGAGGGUGUUAUUUGAGUGACGCACACAACCGUGCGAGUAGUUUUACGUCAUUGU